AUGCGCGCUCGAAGGAACCGUGUCAUGGCCGGCCCGGAGCGGCCCCCAUAUCCCGGAAAGCAGUUGCUCAUCCUAGCACUCUGCCGGAUAUGCGAGCCCAUCGCAUUCAUGUCCAUCUUCCCAUACAUCUAUCACAUGGUCAAGGACUUCAACCUGACGGAUGACGAGAGCCAGAUCUCGUUUUAUGCUGGCAUGGUGACCUCAGCCUUUACCUUUGCCGAGUUCUCGACCAGUGUUUUCUGGGGAAGACUCAGCGACAAAAUCGGCCGGAAACCCGUGUUACUAAUGGGAAUGGGCGGUACGGGCUUGAGCGUUCUCAUCUUUGGCUUCGCGCCAAACCUCCCAGUCGCCCUGCUCGCUCGCGCUCUGGGCGGAUUCUUGAACGGCAAUAUUGGAGUGUUACAGACAACCGUAGGCGAGAUGGUGACGGUCAAAGAACAUCAGCCACGCGCCUACGCGGUUAUGCCGUUAGUCUGGUGCAUAGGCUCGAUUGUUGGGCCCAUGAUUGGGGGCGCACUUGCGAAACCGGUCGAGAACUUGCCGUCGGUUUUUGCACCGGGCAGUCUGUGGGACCGCUUCCCGUACCUACUGCCCAACCUCUUCAGCGCCAUCUGCGUCUCGCUCGGAGUGAUUACUGGCCUCUUGUUUCUGGAAGAAACGCAUGCCGAGAAGAGGCACCACCGCGAUCGCGGUCGGGAGCUUGGUGACUACCUGCUAUCCCAUUUGCGCGGAAGCAGCGAGCUGGCCGAGGACAGAUCUCUAGCCAAGGACGCCGAGAACCAACCUCUCCUGUUUGAGACCGAGGAGUCACUGCCUGGGUAUCUUACGAACGGUGACUCGGCUCGCCAGUCAUCGGCAAUCGGUAUAUCCGGACAAGAAGCAAGGGACCUUGAAGAGGGAUGCGGCAGUCAGGGUUCGAAGAAGGCGACAACCAUUUUCACUAAGCCGGUCGUUACCAUCAUUUCCUCGUACGGCAUCCUCGCGUUCCACACCAUGGUCUUCGAUUCGUUGCUUCCCGUGUUUCUCAGCACGAACGCACCAGAGAAUCAUCUACCAGUCUCGCUCCCCUUCAAGUUCGCCGGCGGCUUCGGCCUGGACACGCGGACGAUCGGCGUCAUCUUGUCGGUUCAGGGGCUUUACUCGAUGGUAUCGACGCACUUCCUGUUCCCCUUGAUUACCGAAAAGCUGGGUCCGCUCCGACUUUUCAAGCUCAUGUCGAUGCUGUACCCGCUGCUUUACUUUUUCACGCCAUACAUCGUCCUCCUUCCCGAGAGCCUACGCAUGGCCAGCGUGUACAUGAUCGUCAUCUGGAAGUGCACCUUCUCGACACUGGCUUACCCAAGCAACGCCAUCCUUAUCACCAACUCGGCCCCGACCACAUUGACGCUGGGCACCAUCAACGGGGCGGCUGCCUCGACAGCCAGUUUAUGCCGCGCGCUGGGGCCCAUCGUCUCGGGGCUCCUGUACACGAUGGGCAUGGAAAGCGGGUACUCGGGCCUAUCUUGGUGGGUCACUGGAUUGGUGACCAUCGGCGGCGCUUUGGUCGGCAUGAAGAUCACGGAACCCCGGGGAAGGAUGGACGAGAAGGACGACAUCGAGGCCGUCACUGAAUCGCAGGCUACUCGGGACAGCGCAGGAACUAGCGAGAGGCAUGCUGAGCAGGAGUGA
This is a messenger RNA of Parathielavia appendiculata, 1668 nucleotides long. RefSeq names its product MFS general substrate transporter. The record is from RefSeq and is a predicted model, not a curated record. Gene Ontology annotation, molecular function: transmembrane transporter activity. The transcript is spliced from 6 exons. Gene Ontology annotation, biological process: transmembrane transport. Lineage: Eukaryota; Fungi; Ascomycota; Sordariomycetes; Sordariales; Chaetomiaceae. The coding region runs from base 1 to 1668 and encodes 555 amino acids.